AUAAAUAAACAGACCAUCAUGGCUGCCACGGUGUCAUUUCGAUGGCUGGAAAUAUUGGAAAAAGAAUUCGAUAAAGGUUUUGUAGACCUAGAUUUGCUAUUAGGGGAAAUUGACCCUGAUCAAUGUGAAAUAACAUUUGAAGGUCGCCAAAAGAUGACUGCAUUAAGUGCAGCUUUCGCUCAGCUUAGCCACAAAGCACAGACCAUAUUCCAGUGCAACGCCAAAUUAGAGGUUGGUCGGCUUAGACUUAGACUACUUAGAGUUUAGAGUAGACUAGUCCUAGUCCUAGUGUAGUGACGAGUGUUAGAGACAAGUUAGAAUACAUAGAGCAGUGUUUCCCCAAUUUUUUUGGGGGGCCCAAGAUCUUAAUAACAUCUUAAAAGGUUCGAUGUCAACACGCCCUCCCUCCUUACCCUUUCCGUUUCCCCCCUCUGGUAACCCCCCUUUUAUACCCUUCUUCUCUCCCCCCCCCCCUUUUUCUUACUUUUUUAUAUAGAAACAGCUGAAACAAAAGCAGUUAUUUGGGACCAGGGUCCCUUUAGUCUUUAGACUAAAUGACUAUUCUGAUGUCAUUUGUGGUAGUUUAUUUUAGUUAAACUGAAGAAGUAAUUUCACAAACAUAGAUCUAUUGGCUAUAGUCCAUUCAAGUAUCUUUCAUUUGAUACCAAAUUUUGUGUUACAAACCCAACAAUAACAUUUUACAUAUUUUUUAAAUAAACCCAACCUCUCACUCUUUUCUGAUUCCGCAUAGCCACUUCAAAACCAAAAUGCUGAUAGUGGCAGGGCCAGCAAUGUCUUUCACAGUUUAUAGUAAUAUCAGAAUCUGUUCCCAAGUUCAACUACCACCCAUAGUUAUGUAUUCAAAAGUUUUCAAUUUUUAGCUCUCAAUUUAUUUCAUAAAAGUUUUUUUUUCUUAAGUUGGGGUGUUGUUUUUUAUUUAGUUUCUAAAUUAGUGGUGGUUUGGGGUGGGGUUGGGAAGGUGUCUCCCCUCCCCAGAAAAUAUGUGGCAAUGUUCUGUCAAAUUGUGACAUGAUUCAAAUUAAUAGCUGAAUAGCAUGUUGGUACUUCGUUUUUCAACCAUUCAAAACACAUCACUUUUAACAAUGCCUGCAACUUUUUUUGGUGUUCACCUUGGGGUGUUAACAAGGAUGAGCUUCUUUAAAAAAAUUUCCUUUGAACCUUGUAAGUUAAAUUUUAAUAAAAAUUAAUUGAAAUUUUCAUUUAAAUAUAUGUGUGUAGUUAAUGCCAUGGGUUUUGCCAAGAGUAAUCUCUCUCUUAUCGCAGUGACGUCACUUUGGGGAAUCCUAGUAUUGGACUUACGUGAUAGGGACCAACAGAAUGCUUGACGCUAGUCUAAUUACUAUUACAAUCUAUGAAAAAAUAAUUGUAGAAAUUAAACAUUUACCAAAAACAAGUAUAGGAUACCAAUGAAAUCUGAUUACAUUAAAUGCUAUGACAGGCUGGGUCCCUUUGGGGUGUAUGGAGCCAGAAGGCUCAAUGUUUUAAUGUGGUAAUGUGCUUGCGCCAUAAAUUUGUCACUUCCUGUAUCCACACUUUAGCAGAAAUCAUACCAUCUUCAUCAGAUUAAAAUAAAUUUUAUCUGAAAAGUAUAGGAUAUCUAAACGUUUAGAAUUGUGAUGUGCAGUUGUAAAAGAAAAAUCCACUGAGUCUGCACAUGGAAAUGGUCAAAGGAGGCGACCAAAGGUUUUUAGCUAGGUUUGGAAGCUUAUUUGAUAGAUAUAAGAAAGGUCACAUGCUCCAUUUUUCAGACAGCACAUGUUUUGAUUAUUUUAUACAGUAAAUAAGGUCAUAUUUGCCUGUAUGCAAAUCUAUGUGUCAAAAUCUAUGUAUCAAUUAUAUUAGUUCAGAAUGAAUAGGCUAAGUGACCUUCAUUUGUUGAUUUUUUACCAAAAAUUGACUUAUGACUGUUCACUUGACCUCUCCACCUUUCAGAGUAGACUAAAACCCAUUUUUGAAUAUUUUAAAGCAAUUAAAAACACUUAACAAAUAUUAAAGAAUUAUUUUUGAUACUUUAAAUUUAUUGUGUAAUAAAGUAACAGCACAAUAUAAAAACAAAAUAAUUGGGUCACAAGUCCAUAGUAAAAGAGGUCUAACAUAUUACCUAAAAAAAGACAUAGCUGAAAUAAAAAAAAAUAAUUUUGUUGGCCCUAAACAAAAGUUAAGUCAACAAUUUGCUUCUUGCCUGCUGUGUGGUUAAUUUCUUCUCGAAUCACCAAUUUUUCUAACGUCUUAAAAAUGUACCCUAUAUUAGAGCACUAAACCCACAUUAAUAAUCAAAAUGAAUAUUAACUUGGGAACGGAAACAACAUCACAUUUUUGGUUGUCUAAACUAUUUAUUUCUUUCCUGGUGGUGGUUAUAUGGUUUUGAGUUUAACUUUGCGAUCAAAAUGUUAAUGGCCCAAAACAUCGAGGAUGAAGCAGGCAUAUGAUGGCAAUACAGGAAGUUAGAGAGAAGCAUACCAGAUCUAUUAUGCCACCCUGUGAAAGAUAAAUGCAUCACUAACUCUCAGAGAUAUUUUUGAUUAUAUUAUUUUGACAUAUUCAGACCUGCCAACCCUUCCGCUUUUGUCGGAAUUAUACAGAUUUUUACCCCUCAUUCCAACCUUCCGACAAACCCCUUAAAACUCAGAUUCUUCUAACUUUAUAAUUUUUCACCUGUCAUAAAAAUCUGAAAGCGUUGAAAAUCAGGAAGUGUUGCAUUUGUUUUUACGAAGUGCAUACAAGUCCGUCAACCGGACGAAUAAGUGAAUAAAUUCUCGAGAUAUUCGCCCGGCAAGUAUUUAUUCGACCAAGUCACAUGACCACCGUAACAAAGUUUCGCAAGAUAUUUGUACGUCAGCCUUGUCAUGUGACUGCUAAUAGUUGAUCAGAGUUUACGGUACUUUAUUUCAACUUCAUUUCAACUAAUUCGAUAUAGUCUGGACUUUUACAUGAAAAGGAAAUAUGUUAGAUUAUAAAAAAGAAAUACUAGAACCAUAUAUAAUUAACAAAUGGUUAAAAAGUGACAAUGUUUUUUUUAAAGAGUGACAUAUCUCCCCCACUAUUUGUCUGGUCGUCUGACGUGUAGACACUGCCUUGUUUUAAUCGAAGCGAACCGCGAUCUUCAAAUCAUUCUUCAAUCAUCAAUUGAUCCGAUCUUGAUUCAUCCUUUUACAAGGCUAAAAAAUAAUUCAGACUUUUUUUUGUUAAAGCUUUUCUUAAUGAAAUGAUUAAAUCUAUUGCAAGUGAUGGGUACAAUGAUAUUAAUAAAUAUUGAAGGAAAUAUUUCUCUAGCCAACUCCGAUCGUUUUAAUGUCAGAGUCAAAGAAAUGUUUCCAGACUUGCAGAAUGCUAGAAGAUUGUAUAGAAAAAUUACAAUGAAACAAGGGCAAGUAUGACAGUUGAUACCUUUUCUAACCUCCUGGUAACUAAAACCAACUGCAAUGCUAACCUUCAGUUGUUUAAGGAGCUGUUGGACAAGUGCAAAAAGGCCACUAGGGAUAUGCUGGAAAACUGAAAUUACUAAGAGUCUUAGCAGCCUAAGUGUGUGUACAUAUGUAAAAACAAAAAUGGAACUUCUGUUCUGUACUGUAUAUAGCUGUAUAUAAACAUUUCCAGUAAUGUUUUUCUCAUGUUCUUUGGUGUUCUGUGGACCCUUCAAAGACAAUGGAGGUACCUUUAUAUUUCUUUAUUUACUAAAUAAGGCUUGUGCAUUAGUAUAAAUAUCUUAAACAAACCCCCAACGGGGCGCCUCCUCUGUGGGGCAGCGGCCCCACUUCCCCCCUGUGUGCAACCCCCUACAGACUUUUUUCUUGGCAGGUUAGAAGGUCUGCAUAUUUCAAGGUCACAUAUUUUUAAAGCAUCCAUAAGGGUCACUGCGUACAAAAAAAAUUGGUAUAAAAGAAUAGAACACAGUAAAAUAUCAAUGGAAUCCACCAUUAAAAUGGCGAAUGAGCAAGAAAUGCGAGUAGCAAUCUGAUUAGCUGGUACGAGGACCAACCAGCCAAUCUCAAGUUUUUAUUAUUGGGCUGAUAGAGCUGCCCUUUGUAUUUUUUGCCAUAACACUCUGGGCUGAUAGAUUGGCUAACACGCCUCAAGAGGGUUAGUGUAAAAAAUUUGAAUGAAAAUAAUUUUUGUGAUAGUUUUAAGAUAAAAAUUUUUUUGGAGAAAUUAUAUUUGUUAAAGGGGCUAGAAGUAGUUUCAGACACUAAUUAUUAAGUAUCAUAUAAUUAAUGCAAACUUCCUUGUGCAAAAAAUUGAAAAGGUAGUAAAUAUGCCACUAGAGAGCUAGUUUUUGUGCCCUGGCUAUAUGUUUUAGAAAUAUACCACUUAUACGCACAUAUAUAAUUAUAACUGAUAAAAGAGAUAUAUUUAAAGGAAACAAUAACCAGCAAUGUAUGCAUUGUUUAAUAUUCACAAUUAAAUUUUAUUUUUUAAAAAUUCACAGUAAAAUCCAUUAUAAAUUUCAGUUUGCAGUUUUCCUACAAGAAGUGAUUCUGUGGCCUUUACAUACUUGCACAUUGGCAUGAAUAAUUCUUUAAUUCAUUACCUGCUCAUAAUUAGUUCAAUAGUCAUACAUUACCUAAUUUGCCUUUAAAAAAAAUGUAUGUAGCUGAUCUUAAAAUAUCACAAAUAAGCGUUAUUUUUAUUAAUUUUAAGAAAAGAUGUUAAGUUUCCUUGUAUAGGGUUAUGCCAGCACAACAGUCAGGUGAAUUUUCUAUUUAUUUAAACACAAGUUAAUAUAAACUCAAUUUUUAAACCGAUUUUAAAGUCUUUAGCCUUUUAUGCAAAUAAAAUGCAUUAACAAAUCAUAUUUCUAUAAAAAGUGCCAUUGAGCCAAAGAAAGAUGAAAGAUAUUAAGUAAUAUAUUUAAAAGAGCCUUUGGCACUAACAAACUGUGGAGAUUAAAUGCAUGCACUAUUUUCAGCCAUAUGUUGACAAAUUCUAACCUCAAUUCAUUUUUGAAGUGUUUAUUUUAUCAGUAUUUAUUUGUAUAUUGAUCAGGAUUAUCUUUAAAAUUUAUGAAUUUCUGAAAACCCAACAGUUAGUGUGAGCUGUUGUCCUACCCUAAUGUCAAUAAGAAAGUGAAACACCUUGUUCAGAUUUAAAAGAACAAAAUACAAAUAUUUUUUUGAAUUUUCUUUAAAAAUGUGAAUUGUAGUUCUAAUCUUGUUGAUACAAUUGCUUGUCUUAGAAUAAAGAUUUUCGUCAAUUAAAACUGAGCUGUAAAAAAAUAUUUAAAGAUAACCUUAAAGUUAAGUGAAAUACAAAUUGAAUCAACCACAGUGAGACCAAAGCAUAGCACCAGGCAAUGGGGGUGUUGUUGGUGUACUUAUGGAUGUUUUAUGAGUGGUUUAUUACCUCAAUACAUCACUUUUUUUUGUUUUGUUUGGAAAAUAAACUUGUGUCCGAUAAAAUUAAUUUUUUGUGUUGCCCCAGUUUGUCUCAUAUUGCAUCCAUAAUAUUAUUUCCUAUGGUGUUGUUGAUUAUAUGCAGGCUCAGCUGGUAGACAUGAGAUCAGAUAUGAUAGAAGUGCAGGCAGCCAAAACAGUAGUGGAGAGGGAGCUGCACACAUUGCUGCUACAGCUUCACUCUUCCCAGUUAGAGGUGCAUGAGCUCAGGGGACUUGAAGUAGACUCACAGGAAAUCAAGAAAAAGCUGGUAAAGGCCCUUCUGAAAUAAAUCAAAAGAUUAAAGAAUCUUUUUUUGAAUGUGCUCCAUUACUGUUUAUUACCAUGAGAAAUUUUGGAACAAAAAAUACUAACAUACUUUAAGUUAGGGAUUAGCAUUAUGCGCACAAUCAUGUGUUUGCAAUGUUUUCAUGAAACUAUACAUUUAAACAUACCGGGUAACAACAACAAAAUUUUGAAUACUCUUUCAUUCUAAGAUGUUUAAUACUUUCUUCAAAUUUUGAGUUUUUACAUCAAUAAAUACCAAUUUUGUAAAAAGUUACCUGAAAUUAUGAAUUUGGUAGCAAUAUUCAUAUUGUUAAUGGUAAUUCAUUGGUUAAUUCUGCUAGGUCUAGUAAUACAGGUUCCUGUAAAUGUAUGUAUCUUGAAUUUAAAUCCAGCAAAUGAAAUAUAGCCCAUCUCACAAAAGUAUAUUGUGUUCACUGUUUUAUAACCUUAUGUUUCUUUUUUCUAGGAAAAAGACAUGUUAUGGAACAAGAUUAACAAAUCGAAUUAUAUUGCAUCAUAUAUUAUAAGGCUUUUUUCAAACACAAAGUUAAGGGUUCACAUUAAACAGGGAUCACAUUAUAUGCUUCAAUUUGCAGUAGUUAGUGUUUGGAAGAGGAGACCUUUACAAAACCCUCUGUAGACAGAUACCUCUUUUUUUAAAAAACUUACAGGAAGCGGAGCUGACAAACAGACAACAGAAUUCUCAAGCUGUGUCAAGGUUGGAAGCAGAAGUAAAAAUGUUGCGUAAGGACAACCAUGAGCUGAGGCUGAAUAUUCUGGCAUUACAGAGUGAAGUUUAUGGUGCCAGGCUGGCUGCAAGGUAUCUGGACAAAGAACUUGCUGGAAGGUAUUUCAUUUUAACUCUCAGUAACUGUUAAUUGUGUUCAGUCAUUUAUAUUUUUAUUUAGGUGGUACCAGGUUUCAUAAUGUCAUUUGUUUAUUUAAACAAAAUAUUGCACUAUAUUCAUUUGCUGUCUACUGCCUGCCUUUAACUAGAUGUAAUUUUUUUUUAUCUUACCUCACUGUCAAACCAUAAAAAAUAGAUUAGAUGUUUAUCUAUUUAAAAAAAAUAUUUUUGGAAAACUGAAAAAGACAAUUUAUAUUGUAAAAACCAACAACCAAUAAUCUUUUUGAAAACCAACAAAUGGAAAUUAGGCUAUUCUGUAAGAUCCUUUAAAUAAAUAAAUUUUUGUAUAUUUUGCUUUUAAACUUGACGUUAAAUUAUUUAUUCUUGCAACCCCGGGUCAAUAAUAUUUAAUAUUAACCUUAAUUUUGUGGAUAAAAUGAAUGCGAAAGGUGACUUCAAUAUCAUAUCCAUUUUUCCUCCUCAUUAAUUAACUUUGUGAGAAUUAUUUGCUCAGUUUCUUAUAAAGUUAAAAUGGAAAGGAUGAACUAAUACAAUUGCAUUGUGGUUUUUAAAAUAAAAAUCUAACCUGUGAUCACCCUGAUUAUGCAGCUUGUCUACAUAGUUCAUAACCUUUAAUUCAGAUUAUUAAUCUAAAAUGUGACUUGAAAAGAUGGUGGUGGUGUCACAUGACCACCCCUGAAAAUGUAUUUUUGUUAUUCCCUGUUUAGACAACACCACUAAAGAAAGAAAAGACUUCUAGGCUCUUUUAAUUUGAUUUAUUUUAAGCUGUUCAGCCAGCAUCAACUGAACCUGCCUUUUUACUUACUGCAAAAGUGAGGUAUAUUUUAUAUCACAUCUCUAAUGUAAGAUUUGGAUGUAUUUAAGAGCAAAGAGUAAGUAUUUGAUGAUCAUCAAGUUUUAAGGAGUAGUAUUUUCUUAAAACAUUUGAAAAUGUCACAAAUAUUGUUACGUGGGAUAAAGAAAAAUCUUUAUGUUUUCUGAAUAAUUACAAAAGAAAAGUUUGGUAUCCUAUUCAAAAUUUCCCCAAAAAUGUACAAAAAGAAAGAAAAAAAGAAAAGUCUAAAAAAAAAAUACUUUUUAACAUUUUAUCAAUGUUUUGAAUGCAUGAAUAAAAAUGAAUAGUCUCCCCUUGGCUGUGCGCGUAUUUAGUUAAGUAUGUUUACAUCAUUCAUAAAUGGAUCUAUCACAUCUUUUAAAUAAAAAUAGCUUGUUAGAAGUUCGAUAUUUGUCAAAUUUUGAUAUUUUUUUUGGACUGGCCAGUAUCAAUUUUAUUAAAAAUAGGCAGAUGACAAAUUUGAUAGCAAUUUAAAUGGAAUUAGACACAAUUCUUUGGUUAACCAAGAAAAAUAAAGUUCGUCUUAGAAGACAAAGUUGUUGAAUUUACCUUCAACCUAUAACGUUUUUUUUCAAUUUACCAGAGGUAUUGUAAUAAAUAGGAAUAUUGACAUUCUAGUAAUUGCUUGAUAAUAAUAUUAAAUAUAUUUAAUUAUUUAAUAUCAAUUAUAAGAACACUUGAUAACUCAGCAGUUCUUGUUAAGAAUUACUCAAAUGGAUUUGUAAGUUUGGUUUACUACUCAAAGUACUACGCUGUCUUAGUAUUAUAAAUGAAACCACCUGUUUCUAAAUUUAGAUCGCCCACCGAUCCUCAGCUUAGUCAUUUUGAAGUGACAAAUUAUUUUAGCUUCUUCUUGUUGCCCAACAUUGAAUUUAUGGCACCACCAGUUUUGAAUGUGUGUCUUGUGCAAAAAUACUAGUCUAAAUUCAUUGGAAGACAGUCAAAAUGAUUGUAUGGCCAUACACCUCCUCAAAUGUAAAAAAACUGUACAAAUUACGGGUAAACAGUACCAGUUGGCAUUCAUAAUUAAUCUUUGAUAUUAAAACAAAGUAUCAUACUUUGUAUCAAACACUUGCCAUGAAAGAAGAGUAAAGGUAAAAAAAUAACAUAUCAAGACUGCUGAAAUAGUUCUUCUAGUAUUAGGAGUUGCAUGUAUUUAUCGUUUUGGGUUUGAGAUUAUAAAGAAAAGUGUUUGAUGGAGACACUAAAGAUCACAUUUUAAAAAAAUGUAUAAUCUCUUCCCGCUUAAUCACACUCAUUCAAUGGCUGAGCAGGUAAUGAGUGCACAAUUGAUACUAUACAAAUUGUAUCAAAUUCCAAUAAUUUACAAUUUAGAAAACACUUGCUUGCACAAUUGCAUUGGGACAGAUCCCUAAAGUAAACUGAAACAGUGCAUUUUUUCCAUAACACGGGAAAGUGAUUAGAUUGACAGGCAGUGUAUUGGCAAAUCUCAUUAAAUUUUGUUAAAAUGUUUAUGUUUUCUGAACAAUUACAAAGGAAAGUUUGGUAUAUCCUAUUCAUGUUUUCUGAGCAGUUUUUUUUAUUCUGUCAUAGUCAUUUCAUUUUAUUGAGGUACAGAUGUGCCGUGAACACCACCGCCCAGCCCACCCCUCCCCUCCAACCCAAUAUACAUUUCUAAUGGCAGGGUGCCCUCCUCAGUUCAACUAACCACUGUGUGCUUUCUGCAUUAAACCUUUAGUCAAAAAGCUUACACCUUUGAAAUGGUGUAAAACACUGCCGCAGUUUAAAUCAAAAUGUGGCUCUUUAAAAAAAAAGUUGUGGUUAUAGCCGUUAUGUUACAAAGUUAAGUGUAAGUAGUGAGUGUUUUAAGCAUAAAGAAGCCAGCUGGGCUGGUUACAUGUUGCAAAUCCCCUUUCCUGUCUCCCCCGUGUUAAACAGAUGGGGGCUGCCACCCUCCAUUAGCUCAACGUUUUCAGCUCAUAAGGAUUUAAGCAGUUUUACAAGCUUAUUUGUUUUGGUUUGAAAGAAAACAAGCAGGUUGAAUUUCCCUGGGCCCUGUAUCCAUCUGUUGGUGUUGCCUCCCCUUUCAGGUGUAAUGUACUGCAUUGGCUGGCUGCCAAUUAGAGUUAAAACUGCUGGGCCCUGUGUGAUCAUUACACUGAUUUGUUCAACUCUUGUUUUGAAGGUUUUCUUCCACUGCCUGAAAGUGUUCAACUAUUUUUGACAAGAGUUUUCAUAAAGUUUUUUAAAAUUUGUUUUAUGAAAAUGCUGUUUAAAUUUGAGAGGGGGUGGGUGGGGGGGGGGGGAAUUUUGAAUUAUUUGUAGCUUGAAAAUAUGAUAAUAAGUUUACUGAUUAACAUGAUAUAUUAUUAUUUUAAUGACAAUUUUUUUUUUUUUUAAAAUAUUUUAAGUUUUUUAAAAUUUGUUUUAUGAAAAUGCUGUUUAAAUUUGAGAGGGGGUGGGUGGGGAGGGGGGAAUUUUGAAUUAUUUGUAGCUUGAAAAUAUGAUAAUAAGUUUACUGAUUAACAUGAUAUAUUAUUAUUUUAAUGGCAAUUUUUUUUUUUUUUUAAAAUAAUUUCACGAUGAACUAUUUAUUGAUGAGAGAUAAUACUUCUGGCAGAUUCAAUUUACAUGUCUUAAAGUUUGUGUUUAGAAAAACUUCUAUUGAAAAAAGUAAACACCAUAGCUACUUAUUCUGUUUGUUUUAAAAUGGAAUAAUGGUAUAAUUUUAAAAAAAAAGGAUGUUGUAAUUUAAAUCAGAGCCAGACCAUCAUGUGUAAUUGAAGGAAGAUGCAUGAAACAGGAUGAGUCAGUUGUGUUGCUAGCUAGGGAAUGUCAGAUUUAAAGACUAUGCUUAGAGCUAGGAUUGGAGAAAAGGGAGGUGGAUGGGGUCUCGCAAAAUGGCAAUUGCUAUUCAAUUGAGACCAUUUUGCUUGGCAUAUUUUAAUAGAUAUUACUAUUCUAAAUCUGUUUUACAAACUAACAUAGAUUUAUCUUGUGGUACGUCCCUUAGAUCAAAAUUAUUUAAAGUAAAUUUUCAAUAGCCUUGAAAAACCUUAUUUAAGACAGUAUCUCUGAUGUGUUUGGCCUUUUAAGAUUAUGGGCACCUGAUAUGUUUUUACAGGACAAAUCUUUGUGAAGAGCUCCACAUACUUUAACAUAUCACUGAAAAUAUUUAAAAAAAUUUAAAUCACAUUUAAAAAUAUACAUUUUAUUUUAUAAUUUUUCAUCCACACCAAACUGAGUGAUCCAUGUUGUAGUUAGCACUUCUUUAUUUUAUCUACAUAUUGUGUCCAUAAAAUACCUUGCCUCCCAUUAGCUGCUCACACCCAUUGAUAUUAGUCCAUUAUUAACUGUAAGGCUAAGAACCAAAGAUUACAUCACUCAGCAUACCUGUUUAUUAAUGACAGCACCAUAAAGUGCUUUUUGUUUUUCUUAUGAACCAGAAAUAGACAGAUUUUCUUUGUGUAGAAUUUUACAAAUUCUUAGUGCUUCAGCAACUUCAUUGAAUCCCCUAUCAGACCUGUCUCCUCCUGCUAUUCUCAUACUCCAAUGAAAGCUCUGCAUGGGCAAGCUGAUUUGUAAAAUUGAACCAAUACUUACAGUUUUUCUCAAAUUUCAUUAACGUUAGAAACUUGAUCACCAUGACUAAAUGUGAGCAGAUGUGGAGUGGAAAAUCAAUCCAGUUAUUAUAGAAGGGACAAGGUUUAUAUUUUUGGGGACGCACCAUCCCCAAAAAAAAAAAAGUUUAUGUUUCACAACCUAAUUGGACAUACUUGUUUUUGUCACAUGUGUUUCAGUUGGUGAAAGUUUCUACUUUUCCUUCAUCUUUUACCCUGGACCUACUUGUCCUUCAUCAUUUCCGAUGAUUCAGUCAUAAUUAUAUUUUGUUUAUUUACCAGAAUUCAACAAAUCCAGUUGCUAGGAAGGGACAUGAGAGGGGCUGAACAUGAUAAGUUGUGGAAUCAGCUGGAGGCAGAAAUCCAUCUCCACCGUCACAAGACUGUCAUCAGAGCAUGCAGGGGACGUAACGUUCGUAAGAAGAAGUUACCCAUGCCCCCUGGCCACGUAAGAAAACGCUUUCAAAUUUCUGGAUUUUUUUUUUAUGCCUAGUAUGAAAAGUACUUGCUGUAACCGACAUGAAUGGGGAACUGAUAUUGAAAUUUAACUAUAAAUGAACAACAAAAUAUUGAUUUAAAACUUGUGCACUUUCUGUCGUUAUGGGGGAUUUUAUUUAAUGUGGUUCAGUAUCAUGGGCAUGACAUUUAGAUAUUGACGGCAUGACUUUGAUAUACGGGGCAACCAAAUUUUAAUAAAAGUUGAAACGACCACACUAAUGUCUCUAAAUAUGUCUGGCACCUUGUCACUCUUUUUGUAGAAUUUCCAAGAGCUCAAGAAAAAGCAUGGGCUAGGAGACACAAGAACAGUAACGGUGCACAAGGAACCAGAAGAAGGUCUUGGCAUGUCUAUAACAGUAAGUUAAAGUUGGAACAUUUAAGAAAUCAUCAACUAAUUAUAACUUUGAACAUUUUUUUAAAAAAAUGGUCUAAAUAAAAAAUGAUAGUCAAAUGAAAUUUAGUUCAUAUAUUAAAAAAAAAAAUCAAAUUGCAAUGUUCCCUACCAUGGAUAAACUAAAAAUUUGUCAUGAGAGACACCUAUUUUGAUUGUUUGUUACUUGUUGAUCAGAAGAUGUUGUUAUGCACAGCUUCAUGUCCAUUGUCUUGUCUGACAGGGUGGCAAAGAACAUGGGGUGCCCAUUCUCAUCUCAGAGAUUCAUGAAGAUCAGCCUGCACACAGGUGCGGUCAGCUCUAUGUGGGUGAUGCUAUUUUAUCUGUCAAUGAUAUUGAUUUACGAAAUUCCAAGCACGCUGAAGCUGUCAAAAUUCUUUCGCAACAGGUAACCAGUGUUUUGUGGUUGAAAUUUUCUAGAAGCUCAUCAAUCAUUUCAUAUUUAUCAUCCCCUUAUGAUGUUGAGAGUGUUUAACUUUGUAACAACAAAGAAGUAUGCUAUUUAAAACAGAAUCAUUUUGUUGUUGUUCUUUUCAUUCAGACAAUUAAAACCUAGUAAUUUAUUUAGUUGAAGUAUGGAUUGGGGGUGGGGUAUUAAAUCAUUGAUCAAUGUGUAAAUCACGGCUCAAUCUAAGUAUCCAAUCAUAGGUCUUAGUGUAUUCAUUUGCAAAUGAAUGUUCAUCCAAAUAUGGUACAUUCAAUAAAAGGUUAACCUAACAGUGUUAUCAUUAUUUCAGCAAGGAGAUAUAACAUUGUCAGUGAUGUUUGUAGCACCAGAUGAGGAUAGUGAUGAGGAGAACAAUGAGUAUGAGGAUGAGUAUGGAUUUAGGUAAGUUGACUGGGACAUGGGCUGUUCAAUGAAAAAACACAAUGCGUUGUAUUUAGUUUAUAUCAAAGAUUAAGUUUUAAUGGGAAAUCUACUCAGACAACCUUUGCCUUGAGUGUCAUAGAACAGUUAUUAGUGGAUCCUAAAUCUUGGUCACACAUUAUUUUUUUGUAGUGAAAAUGGGAAAUUCAUCAUAAGGGACUGAAAUAGUAGACAUAGCUUUAUUUCAUGGUAUCCACCCUUCUCCAAGAGAAAAGGGUGUAAUUUCUCUGAGAGUGUCUCUGGUGAAAAAACAAAGCCUGUGUAUUUUUUUUUGGUUGAGAAUCAAGUGUUUCAAAGUUUGGACAUAAAAGCAUAGAUUUCCAGAUGAUUGUUUGAAGACAAACUGUUUUUAGUCAGGUAAAACAUCCCGUUUUUAUCUCUGACUCGUGAACAUAAAGCUGAUUGGCUUGUCUCCAGAUAUAGGAUAUUUGAUGAGGAAGUCAUGGGCUCAGCCUCAGCGGAAGAAUGCACCAAUGACCUAUCAGGCCAUGUCAAUGGACCAACAUCCCCCCAACCUGCUGGGAACAGCAGAAACUCUGGGGACCUCUCUGACAGGUCAGUUUUAACCACUCACAGACAGUUGCUUCCAAUGCUUAUCAUGUAAACUGGAAUGCAGACUUUAAAAAAUUGUAUGGUCCAUAUUUUGCAGUUGAACUGUGAAAUUUUUUUUCAUUAAAAUUUUUAAAAAAUUUUAUGCAUAACAUAAAAUUAUGAAGUUAAUAAUUUUUUACAUUCUCAAAUUCCUUGUUAUUUUGUUCCUGUAUUUAUUUGUGUUUGUCUUGUGCUAUUAAACUAGAGAGUUCAGUAAUUAAGCUCUCAAAAUACUUUUUUAAAAAAAUUGUCGCCACUAUUUAUUAACAUGCUAUAUUUGGAGUAUUCCUUAAUCUGCUUUCAGUCUUCUAGAAGAAAUUCUUUCAUGAUAUCAAAAGCUGCCUCUGCAUAGAAUUUUGAAAGUUAUUUGGUCCAUCCUGUUUUUCUAAGAAUCCUGUCUACUCUUUAUGAAUACCUCUUUUUUUCUUGAACCUGCCCCCCUGGUGACUGCACUAGAGAAACUAAAUUUAUAACAGCUCACUAAUGAGGUUUAUAAUUACCGGAAAGCAAGAAUCUUACAGCAUUUCACUAAUGAGGUCAAUACACCCCUCAAGUCAGGUGAUCUGCAAGUGUAAUUAACUUUUCCUUUUCAUCCCAAACUUUAAAACUUCUGCUCCUAGCUUUGAUCAUUUUACCUUUAUUUUCUCCCUUGAAUUGGGUAAAAGUUAAGGGAGGGGAGAUGUAUGUGGUGUUGAAAUUUCUGUUUUUCCUCUUGUUUGCCUUCUGUUUAACGCUCUGUGGUAUGAGUUUUAUUUAUUUUAUAAUCACCCUAGGGCCCUAAGGGUUUCUGGAUAUCAAAUAAGAUGGCUGAAAUUACAAAUGAAUCUGAUCUAAAAACUUGUUUUUAAACUGCUUGUUUAAGGGAGUUAAAUUGAAAAAUACCACAUAGUGCCAACACACAACUGUUGAAUUGUUGAAUUCACUAAGAUAAAUUUUGAAUGCAUAUUUUCUUUGAGGAGCUAGGUGUUCAAAGAGAAGAAAAACAAUUUUUGAAGAAAAUAGUCCCCUGUUAGAAAACUUUUUUGUAAAAUUGAAUCCAGACAUUUAAAAUAGGUUGACUAUCUCACUUUGGUCAAGACAAUUUUUUAGUUUAGUCGUUUUUUGUCUUUUGUUUUGUCCAAUUAUUUUUGUUAAUUAUUCUUCUACUAUUAUCAAUAUUUUGUACACUUAUUAUUUGUAGUAUUUCAGUUUUCUUAACUAUCUUUGGGGUUCUAUCUUAGAUUUAAGUCAAUUCUUGGAAUUUUGCACAUUUUUGUAUAAACUUUAAAUCCAUCUUCUCAUGAGUCUUUCACUCUCAGUUGCAGAAAACCCAAACAAAAUAUUUUUUUGUUUGUAAUUGAAUUCCGGUGAAGACAUUCAUAACAUUUAGACUUAGGACCUAGAUUCAUUGGUUUAUCAUCAAAUCUUGCUAUGUUUGUUUUUUCAACAAGAAUUCAAACAAGCUGUGUUUGAAAAAAAAGUUAACAAUUUCAGGUUAUUUUGUUUUCUAUUAACCUUUAAUAAUAAUUGUCUCAAUGAACUUGCUUUUUUUCCCCCUUCUCAACAGCCAUAAUAAAGGUGGGCCAGCCAACCCCUCAGCAUCGCCAUCAAGCCCUUCAACUCCUGCAGGUCCAGGCAGUCACCAUCCCGCCAUCUUGAAUCCGGCUGUCACGCAGGUCAGACCCAACGGCAUUCCACAAAAUCAACAGUCCUCUGCAGCCUCCUCCUCGGCCAGUAGCUCCAGCACGACAAAUUUGUCCAAGGGGGGCGGAGCUGGCAAAGCCAAGCAGUGAACGGUCUAGCAGGUGAUAACUGUGAUAGUUUGGGUGGUCCUCUUGGGCAUAACAUUACGCCUUAAUGUCUCAGUCUACUUGUAUACAAAUUGGUUUCUUGCUUUGGCUUUAUUAUAUUUUUGUUGUUGUUGCAAGUGGUUGCAAGUAAGUUGGUCUUGGCUGGUGCUCAGUUUAAAAUUAAAUUCACUCAUGUCAGUCGAUGAUCUCAUCAAAUGUGCUUGUAGAUUUGCAAGCUUGAUUUGAUUGAUUGCACUUUGACAACAAGCAAACACCGGAUGCCCCCCACCUGAAUCUCUGCUUUUUAUUGUGGACAAGCCUAGGCAGAAACAAGAAAUAGGCUUGUUGUUCUCACAGUAGCUGGGUGCAGAUGUCCUCCACCAGCAUGAGCACCUGCAUGAGAACGUCUUGGAACAAAUAUGUCUGUUUGAUUAUUUUAAAUGUUUUAUUAGGCGGAUUUACCCCAUUCAUUAUUAUUUUUGUUGCUCAGUGGGCUACACUUGUGGUGAUGUUAGCUAGAGUCGAACAUUCGUGCAGUUUAAGUUGAAUCAGUUUGGCUGUUUUUUUUGUUGUUGGUUUUUUCGGUUUGUACUUUUAUAAAUUUUGAAUGAAAUUAAUUUAACUGGUUUACAAAUUAAACAAAAAAUUUAUUGGCAUCAGAAGCAUUCAUGCAUUUAUCAUUUUGAAGGAAAAUUUACUUUCAUUAUAUGCUAGUUCAUUCUGAAAUAUUUAAUAAUGCAUUGAUGAAGUGUGGUAGGUGUUAAAGUGCUUCAAUUGCACUGCGGAUGAAAUACAGUGGCUCUCAAACUGUACCCCAUAAUAUAAUAGAGUGGGAAAAAAAUGAUAAUAUUAACACGUUGAACCCCUUUCAAUUCAACACAAUCUGGUUUUUGUGUAGAAUAUUACUGUUUAAACAAAAAUAAUUAAGUUUGGCGUUAACAGUUUGGGAACUGCUGUAGUGACUGCCUGUUUUAAUAAUAGUCUUUGAAACUAUUGGCUGUGCUUGACAUUGUAAAAUUAACUUAUUUUAACCUAGGGAUAUAGUUGUCAUAAUGCAUGUGGAUGCAUUGUUGAUCAUGUAUAAUGAAUUACAGAGAAUUAAAGUAAAUGUAUGUUCUUUUUAAUAAAUUAUGACAAACUGUAACUCAUAGCUUGUAAUCUAUAUUUGUUUUAAGAUGGACCAUCACUUUCAAUCUGUACAGGUUAGAAUAUAGACCAUCACUUUCAGUCUGUAUAGUCACAAUAUAUAGACUAUCACUUUCAGUCUACAGUUAGAAUAUAGACCACCACUUUCAGUCUGUAUAGUCACAAUAUAGACUAUCACUUUCAGUCUACAGUUAGAAUAUAGACCAUCACUUUCAGUCUGUACGGUCAGAAUCUAGACCCUAACUUUCAGUCUACAGUUUGAAUGUAGACCAUCACUUUCAGUCUGUACGGUCAGAAUCUAGACCCUAACUUUCAGUCUACAGUUUGAAUGUAGACCAUCACUUUCAGUCUGUACGGUCAGAAUCUAGACCCUAACUUUCAGUCUACAGUUUGAAUGUAGACCAUCACUUUCAGUCUGUACGGUCAGAAUCUAGACCCUAACUUUCAGUCUACAGUUUGAAUGUAGACCAUCACUUUCAGUCUGUACGGUCAGAAUCUAGACCCUAACUUUCAGUCUACAGUUUGAAUGUAGACCAUCACUUUCAGUCUGUACGGUCAGAAUCUAGACCCUAACUUUCAGUCUACAGUUUGAANAAAAGGAAGAAAAAAAAAAGGAAACAAAAAAAGGUGGGGGGGGGGGGGUGACAUGAAAAGACAGCCGCAGACAAUACAAAACAAGAACAGCGGAUAAUUAGAAAUUUAAAAAAACCUUGUGUUUUAGGAAGUCCGAAUGAAGUCAAUGUAGCUCUAUAAUAGUGCUAGUAAUGCUAGAAUAUUCAUUCCAUCAUUGUCCAAAAAGCUGAUUACCGAUUAAUGAAGUCUAACUCUGUUAAUAGAAACCAUUAGGUUAUAUAACUAGGCAAAUAUACCACAUUGGAGGCUGGCUCUAAAGCUACUUUGGUGGCUGACUCUAAAGUUACAUUGGAGGCCGCCCUAAAGUUACAUUGGAACUAAUGUCCACACCAGUUAAGUAAAAUCUCUGAGAAAUCUGUCUCUUCUUCUUCUUUGUAUCAGAAAUGUCCCCAUGUAAAUUUACACUGACCAUUUUGAGUAUUAAUCUCCUGAACAAAUACGAUCCCCUCUGUAAUCUCUCACCCAUAUAGCAUUUUUUUUUCAAUAUCAUUAUGUGCACACUAUGGACAUAAUGUGCAUGUAAUAAACAUCAUAAAAUGUCAUGUGUCAAUAUCAUGUGCACACUUUCGUGGACACUGUUAUAAUGUGCAUAUUAUUAAUUAUGUUCACAUUAUCAUAAUGUGCACAAUAUAACAUUCAGACUAUCAUAGUGUGCACAAUAUCAUAAUGUGCACACUAUCAUCAUUAUAAUGUGCACACUAUGGACUUAUGUUCAACAGAAUACAGUGCCUUUAGUCUCCACUCAGUAUUUCAGGACAUCAUCUUUCAUUAUCUCAGUUGAUACAAGUUGUUUCCUCUACUCUCUUGUAAUGUAUUGAUGAAUUUUUUUUAAUUUUACAGUGUCACAUGUGCAAUGUACCAAAAGAUUCUAAUAUAUAAUAAUAACUCAUUGUUUUAAUGUGAUGUGUCGGGAGAGAGAAUGUUUCAGCAAAGAGCAGGGUUCUCUUUAGCUGGAGUCUGUAUGUAUAAAAUGCCUUGGGUUUCUUUAUAAUGUGGAGUUAACUUUUGUUUAGCAUUUUUUUUCCUCCAUUUUGUAGUUUAUUUUUGAAGUCAAGCGUAAGUUCACUUGUCUAUAUACCAGGCGCCCCAUUUGUAAAAAAAAUAAAAUAACAAAAUGUCCGAAGUAUUACAUUUAGUUAACAUCUUAUAAUAACAGAUAGCUAACCCCAAUUACAUUUAAAAAAAAAAGUUUUGAUGAUCUGAAAAUAGCUCAGGGAGACUUAAAGUUAAAUAAAAAAUUCUCAAUGAUUUAAUCAUUUUUUUCCUCUAUGUUUGAAUGCUUGGACUCACUGACAGAAUGUUUCAAUGUAUUUAUUGUAGGUUAGGCAAUAAAACAAUAUUUUUAAAAAAAAUUCAAUGGCAAUCAAAGUAUGUUGUUUUAUCAUCCAGUUGGUCUACGUGUAAAGGUUUGUUCAAGUAUUUAUUUUUGAAAAUGUGUCGUCGUCAGAAACUUAAAACCACUCCAUAAACUAGCCCCAUAUUUAGAGACCACAUAAUUUUAUGUCACAGCAUCAUUUUUUUAUUCUAUUUGUUUUCUUUUGAUUGGUUAAUAAAAUUGUAUUAUAAUGACCCUCUCAUCAUGUCAUGUGUCACUUUUAUUCUGAUGUUGUGGGUCAGAAGUGAUUAUAUGUUAUGUUUCAUAGAGCUAGAUGACCAGUGACUAUUCACUUGAUUGAGUUAUAUCAACUCUUGAAUGAUUUGACUGUGUCUGUGAACAGAAAAAUUGUUUUGUGUAAAUUCUUUAAUUUCAUGUAACCAAAACAAGAUAUUUUUAGUGUAGUGUAGUGUUUCCCAACAUGGGUUGCAAGGAAAAGUGGUUACAAGAACAGAUGAGUUAUUAGCUUUUAAGUUCUGAUAAGAAAUAUUUAUAAGGCAUGGCUUUUAUUAGAGAUAGGAAACUGGAGACCACUGUAGAGAUAGGGGACUGGAGACCACUGUAGAGUUAGGAGACUGGAGACCACUGUAGAGAUAUGAGACUGGAGACCACUGUAGAGAUAGGAGACUGGAGACUACUGUAGAGAUAAGGGACUAGAGAGACCACUGUAGAGAUAGGAGACUGGAGACCAUUGCAGAGACAGGAGACUAGAGACCACUGCAGUGACUGGAGACCACUGCAGUGACUGGAGACCACUGCAGAGACUGGAGACCACUGUAGAGACAGGAGACCACUGAAGAGAUAGGAGACUGGAGACCACUGUAGAGAUAGGAGACUGGAGACCACUGCGAAGACUGGAGACCACUGC
Lymnaea stagnalis (great pond snail) is the source of this 19101-nucleotide messenger RNA. NCBI's taxonomy places the organism in Eukaryota, Metazoa, Mollusca, Gastropoda, Lymnaeidae. The record is from the annotation of a GenBank genome assembly.